UUUUUGUGUGUCAUAUACGUCUUUGAUGACACGUGAAGCGUAAAGUAUUCUCUAAAAAUUUCUAAUUAUAACAGAAAUAAAUUGUAUUUUAUAUCAAAAUGUCGCAGAAAAAAGAGUACUUAUGAUUUGUUUAGGCAAUAUUUGUCGUUCGCCAAUAGCAGAAGCUGUGUUUGCAAAUGAAAUGAGUAAAAGAGGUUUGAAGAAUCAAUGGGAAGUAGAAAGCGCUGCUAUUAUAAACUAUCAUACAGGUAAAGUGCCAGAUCAUAGAGCUUUGGCCACACUAAAGGAUAAUGGAAUCACUAAUUAUUCUCACAGAGCACGCCAAAUUACAAAAGAAGACUUUAAUCAAUUUGAUUGGAUAUUUGGGAUGGAUAAUGAUAACAUUCAAGAUUUAAAUGGUUUAAAGUCAACGAUAAAGCCAAUGGAAUGCCGAGCAAAAGUGGAGCUUCUAGGAAGUUAUGAUCCUAGUGGAGAAGUCAUAAUACGAGACCCAUAUUAUGAUGCUGGUAGUGCAGGAUUUCAGAAAGCUUAUGAGCAAUGCCUGAGAAGUGUAACAGCAUUUUUGAAUAAAUAUGCAAAUUAAUACAAAAAGUAAA
Nylanderia fulva is the source of this 596-nucleotide messenger RNA. RefSeq names its product low molecular weight phosphotyrosine protein phosphatase-like. Gene Ontology annotation, biological process: protein dephosphorylation. NCBI's taxonomy places the organism in Eukaryota, Metazoa, Arthropoda, Insecta, Hymenoptera, Formicidae. Gene Ontology annotation, cellular component: cytoplasm. The record is from RefSeq and is a predicted model, not a curated record. Gene Ontology annotation, molecular function: acid phosphatase activity; non-membrane spanning protein tyrosine phosphatase activity.